CCAUCGAAACUCGCUCAGUUCACAGUUUGUUCUGCUCUAAUUUGGAGGCCUCAAAUAAUGCUUAAUUUUCAGUAUUGUCAUCUUUUGUAAUUGUUGACUUUGGUUAUUGAGUUGGACUCAAUUGUUAAUUCUCGUGGCUCACAAGUACGGCCAUUACGACAACUGAUAAAAGGAGAGAGACGAAAGUGUUGGGUGAGAUGGAUACCUCGGAGGCUCCCACUAACGACUCGUGUCAAUUAUUGGAUGUCAAAACGAGCACGGAAACGACUGUUUGCAGCGAUGCUGCCUUAGAGGGUACAUCAAAACAAGAUAAUGUCGAGGCAGAGUUGGAGACCCCGUCAUCAGUGUUGUCCGUCCUAGACACUGAUAAACAACCAGGUGGUGAAAAUGACGACUUAACUCCCGGUACAGUUCUCGUGGCCCAUCGCAGUAUAACAGAUGACGGGAAUAACCCUGCUGAUAAGCCUCCUACUGAAGAAAUAACCAUAAAAGAUGAUGGGGAUGACAAGAUGGAAAUUGAUCAGAUCAUGUCGUCGCAAAAUGAUAUUACCGACACUGCCGAGCCCAAUACUGAUAAGCCCUCAACUGAAAAUACUGCUGACUCGAGUAUGGAAAUAGUUAGCGGUGAGGAUAAACCUGCUGCUAAAACUGAGUCAAAGUUGCUGCCACCAAUGGAGAAAUCCUUUGUUAUUCCCCUUGCCAGUCCAAAAAUUCCAUCCCUUGGAACUGACUCCAACCGGGGAAAGAAUUCCCAAGUUUCGAACAAGGAUGUGUUGCCUACUAUACUUCCUCCUCCUCCUCUUCCUCCCCAUCCUACUCCUCCAACUGAGUCUCCAAAACAAGAAGCGAAUGAAAAUUCUGUUGGAAAUCUGAAUAAACUGCUAGCAUCUACAAAAUCUUUGUCAUUUGCUCUUGCAAAACCAAAUGUUAACAUUGAAGGUAUCCUCCAAAAUAAUAACAAAGAUCACAAAAGGAAACUUCACAAUGGGUGCAGCAAUGCAAAUUGUACUUCAAAUUCCGAUGAAUUGGUCAUUGCAAAGAAAGCUGCAAUUCUGUACUUCCGAUUUAACACAUCUUAUAAAAAAGUGCACAAAAUUUGUAAGAUCUGUAACGAGGAGGCAGAAAGUUUUUUGAAGAAUUCUGUUGGUGCCCUAAAGAACGAUGAAAAUAUUUUUACGUUCAUAUCAAAACCUCAAGGAAUGGAAGGAGAUGUCAUCGAAGUUAAAGAUGAUGAAGAGGAAGACAAUCCUGCAGAUGUUCAAAGACUGGAGGCUGAAAAUAAGGAAAUUUUUGAAUUAGCAAUGAGUGUGGAAGAUUUAAUUGGAGACUUGAUGACAAAAUUAGACCUUAAAUCGCAAAUAACAAAAUGUGAACAAACUACAACAAUUGAAUCGGCGAAUUUAGAGAAAGAUUAUAGCGGUCUGGAAAAACAAAUUGCAUUUGUUGAGAGGCAAGUUGUGGAGACUAAAAAGAUUUAUGACAAGGUGACUGGAUAUUACCAACCUGUUCCGGUCAUAACUGAAGAAAUUGAUAUAAGUACCACGGGAACUAUCGUAAAAUCGGUGCCGCACAAUGAUCAUCUUCAAAAUAUUCCAAACCUCCCCGAUUUACCUCCUGGUGUCUUUCAACCAAAUGCUUCUCCUGCUCCCACAAGAGGCGGAUAUCGUAACCGCCCACGAAAGGCGAAAGAAAAUCGAACUCGUUAUUCGGAUGAUGGUGAUAUCAUAGAGGUCGUGUCUGGCGAAGGAUCUCAAAAGAUAACCUGUCCUUUGGGUCGCCCACCAAAGGAAAUUCCUAAAUUAGUACCACCAGUGGGUGGAAAUGUGUAUGCUCAAAACCGUACCCUCCUUCAUUUCUGGGUCAAAACUUCAAUUGAAGAAAUUGUUAAUGUUGGAUCUGGCAAAUCUCCCGAGUUUGUUGUGAAAUUUGAACGAAAACAAGGAGUUGGGGGUGGUGGAUUGAAAAGAGUGACUGCCAAGCAAAUUGCAUAUAACAUACCUUGCCCAUUCAUUCUAAUAGUUGGGACUCGAAUCAUUGCUAAAUUUCGGGAUGAGUUGAAAAUGGAACCAAUAGGAGAUGGACAGUACUACGCUGGUAUCGUUGCUGAACAUCCUACACCACAAAAUAAGUUUAGAUAUUUGAUCUUCUUUGAUGAUGGAUACGCUCAAUAUGUCGGUAUUAAAGAUAUUCUGUUAAUAUACGAAUAUUCCAAAGAAGUAUGGAGCGAUGUGCAUCCUGAUUCAGCAGAAUUUAUUAAAUCGUACCUCACAAAGUAUCCUGAGCGUCCAAUGGUUCGUUUGACUCUUGGUCAAGUUGUCACUACAGAGUGGAAUGGGAAAUGGUGGGUCGCGAGAGUUACUGAACUCGAUUGCUCUUUGGUGAAGAUGCAAUUUGAAAACGAUGGCAGGUGUGAAUGGAUUUAUCGUGGUUCCACUCGCUUAUCACCGUUGUUUGAAAAACAAACUAGACAACGACAAAAGAAAACAGCGCGACGAACUACAAGUGCUCCAAUUUAUAACAAAAAUCAUGCGCGAAUUGAGUAUAAUUAUGGUGAUGAUGAUGACUUGGUUCCUUCGCACGGUAGAAACAAGCCACUGAAGCCAACCGCUCGAAAGUCGACUUCUGGAGCUCACCAUGCAUUGGAAAAACAAUAUGGCGAUAUCAGACGUCUGGCUCGAUUGGAUUACGGCGAGUUUGAGGGAACAAUUAUUAAAAGGCCUAUACCUUCUGAUGUACCAUUUACAAAGGAGUACGGUCAUCAUGUUUGUAACAGUUCUUGUGUGUAUGAAUAUGACGAUUCCAAUAAAGAGUACAAGAAAAUGAGUCCACUUGCUCUGCCAUUACACUUGGGAUUUACAAGAGAAAUUGCAAAAAAUCCUCGUCGGUCAAUUUUUUACCGAGGACCUUGUGGGAUUCGAAUACGUGAUAUGGAGGAAAUGUACGACUAUCUCACUCAAACACAGUGUCAAGUUCCUAUUGAUCACUUUUGCUUUGAUUUGGCUGUGGACUGCCUCAAUGAAUUUCGUCAUUCACGCCAACAUAGUUUUCUACCGGAUUUGACAUAUGGAAAAGAAUCUGCUCCUGUACAAGUUGUAAACGCCUUUGACUAUGAGUAUCCCCCAUACGUGGAAUAUUCGAGUCAACGAAUAGCAGGUUCAGGUGUACACCUAAACACUGAUGAUGAGUUUUUGGUAGGAUGUGACUGUGAAGAUGAUUGUCGGGACAAGACAAAGUGUAGAUGCUGGCAGACGACAUAUUCUGGAAUCUCUUUUACGAAAUUAAGUAACCCCCUAUAUCCUGUUAAAGGAUAUGAAUACAGGCGAUUAAAGGAUCACAUUGUUAGUGGGAUUUAUGAGUGUAAUCCCAAGUGCAAAUGUGCCAAAACGUGUUGCAACCGAGUAGCACAAAAUGGACUCAAAGUACCACUCCAAGUGUUCAAGACAGCGGCAAAAGGCUGGGGCAUUCGACCUAUCUUUGAUGUGCCUGAAGGUGCAUUUAUUUGCAUUUAUGCCGGACAAGUGUUGACGGAUGCUGGAGCCAAUGAGGAUGGACAACAAUUUGGAGAUGAGUAUCUCGCAGAGCUGGACUACAUUGAAAGUAUCGAAGGCGUGAAAGCAGACUAUGAAUCUGAUGUUACCGAUAUUGAGACUGAAGAACCUGGAGAACGUUCAAAGAAAAGAAUUAAGACAAAGAAAGCAACGACAGAUAAAGGCGAUGAAGAAUCUGAUCAAGAGGUAGAUUUUCAUGCCGCUGACGCCAGUUAUCACGGUCCUAAGCCUUCAACAGUAGAGAGGACGGUAAGCACGAGAGGCAAACAUAACGGGAAGACCUCAUCUGCUUCUGGAAGUUCCAAGAAUAGUGACAGCGAUGACGAAGGAGAAGGCGGUGCACGUCCACGUUCUCAUUUUAAUGCUAAUGUUGACACUCCCAAAGCCAAAGUAACAAAUCGUCGCCCACUUCGUGAGUAUUUUGGAGAAAACGAAGAAUGCUAUAUUAUGGAUGCUAAAACUACAGGGAAUAUUGGACGUUAUCUCAAUCACUCUUGUCAACCGAAUGUUUUUGUACAAAAUGUGUUUGUGGAUACACAUGAUCUCCGAUUCCCUUGGGUCUCUUUCUUUGCUAGUAAACACAUUCGUGCUGGAUCAGAAUUAACUUGGGACUAUAAUUAUGAAAUUGGAAGUGUACCCAACAAAGUACUAUUUUGCUAUUGUGGGUCGCCAGACUGUCGUGGAAGGCUUUUGUAAUUUUACAUAUUUUUGUACUUCUUUCGCAUUGAUUAUUUCAUUAAUUUUAUUGUGAAAUACUUGGUGUACAUAUAUCUUUGUAUUUGAAACACGUUUUCAUGGUUCAUUCGUUUUAAUAUUUUCAAUCUUGACAAUUGUCACAUUUUGAGUCAUUUAAUCGAUGACCUUAUAUAUAAUAAACUAAACUAAUGAUUUUUGAUAUA
Folsomia candida is the source of this 4447-nucleotide messenger RNA. Its product is annotated as histone-lysine N-methyltransferase eggless. Bases 198 to 4244 code for a protein of 1348 amino acids. The transcript has 22 exons. Gene Ontology annotation, cellular component: nucleus. Gene Ontology annotation, molecular function: protein binding; histone H3K9 methyltransferase activity; zinc ion binding. NCBI's taxonomy places the organism in Eukaryota, Metazoa, Arthropoda, Collembola, Entomobryomorpha, Isotomidae. Gene Ontology annotation, biological process: heterochromatin organization; negative regulation of gene expression. The record is from RefSeq and is a predicted model, not a curated record.